Xenopus laevis (African clawed frog) is the source of this 416-nucleotide messenger RNA. Its product is annotated as histone H4. The coding region runs from base 58 to 369 and encodes 103 amino acids. The transcript has a single exon. NCBI's taxonomy places the organism in Eukaryota, Metazoa, Chordata, Amphibia, Anura, Pipidae. The record is from RefSeq and is a predicted model, not a curated record.
GGGGGACGAGAGCGCGAGCCUGCAUCUUUCAAAGAAAUCUUUGCGAGUAGAAGAAUCAUGUCUGGAAGAGGCAAGGGCGGAAAGGGUCUGGGCAAAGGAGGCGCUAAGCGCCACAGGAAGGUGCUGCGGGAUAACAUCCAGGGCAUCACCAAGCCCGCCAUCCGCCGCCUGGCACGCAGAGGGGGAGUCAAGCGCAUCUCCGGCCUCAUCUACGAGGAGACUCGCGGGGUGCUGAAAGUGUUCCUGGAGAACGUUAUCCGGGACGCGGUCACCUACACCGAGCACGCCAAGAGGAAGACCGUCACCGCUAUGGAUGUGGUGUAUGCUCUGAAGCGCCAGGGACGCACUCUGUACGGAUUCGGAGGUUAAAGGCUCGCUUCUGUUUCCUCAUCAAAACGGCCCUUUUAAGGGCCACC